This is a messenger RNA of Cucumis melo (muskmelon), 1188 nucleotides long. RefSeq lists its product as uncharacterized. The record is from RefSeq and is a predicted model, not a curated record. The coding region runs from base 193 to 894 and encodes 233 amino acids. NCBI's taxonomy places the organism in Eukaryota, Viridiplantae, Streptophyta, Magnoliopsida, Cucurbitales, Cucurbitaceae. The transcript has 10 exons.
CCAAACCUCAAUUUGACCAAUCACAUACUCUUCUCCUCCAAUAUUCUUCAUUUUCAUCAAUUUUCUUCUCUCAACGCCUAUUGCCUUUCUUACAUUUCAACCAAAACUUUCCUUCCUUCUACACUUUUGAAUCGUCUCUUUGCCUGUGUACCUCCGCCGAGUUUCUGUUUAAGGCUCAUAGAUUGAAGGAGAAUGCCAAAUUGGGAGCUUAGGAAUUGCUGUCACCAUGAUCAGGUUGUGUUCUUAGUUACGAUUGGGGUGUUCACUGUUGUAAUCCUCGCGCUAUGGAGGACAUUUAUAAUCACUCCUUUUAAGCUCAUUACUGUUUUCCUGCACGAAGCAAGUCAUGCAAUAGCUUGUAAGCUUACCUGCGGUGAGGUGGAAGGAAUCCAGGUUCAUGCAAACGAGGGAGGAGUAACUCAAACACGUGGUGGUGCAUAUUGGUUGAUUUUGCCUGCAGGAUAUCUGGGAUCAUCAUUUUGGGGAAUGGCUAUGAUUCUCGCAUCAACCAAUCUUCUCACCGCUAGAAUUGCAGCGGGUUGUUUGGGUUUAGCUCUUCUUGUUGUCCUCUUCAUUGCAAAAAAUUGGACGCUUAGAGGACUUUGUGUUGGAUUUAUUAUUUUCCUUGCGGUGGUUUGGGUUCUACAAGAAACGACUACAGUUCGCAUACUUCGUUAUGUCAUUCUUUUCAUUGGUGUCAUGAACAGUUUGUUUUCAGUUUACGAUAUAUAUGAUGAUUUGAUUUCACGAAGAGUCAACUCAAGCGAUGCUGAGAAGUUUGCAGAACUGUGUCCAUGCCCUUGUAAUGGAAUUGGAUGGGGAGUCAUUUGGGGAAUGAUAUCAUUUAUCUUCUUAUGUGCUUCAAUAUAUCUUGGUCUUGUCAUCCUAUCUUAAGGUUCAGGUUUAAAAUGUGAGUAUUGAAUCUUUAAAUUGCUGGAGUUCUUUGUUGGGUGGCUGCGUCUAUCCCCAAGCUUUUAUACUUUGGAGUUUGGAGAAAAGCCUCUUUUUUUUCUAACCAUCCUUACUUCCACCCUUGAAUUUUUGAUAUAUUCUGUACAAAAUUGAACUCCCAUAUUCUUUAUUCCCUUUCAUUAUUAUUUUGAAUUGUAAACCUUCCAAAUUCAAUUAUUGGUUACCCUCGCAAAUGUGCAAUUCUCCUUAAAUUUUGGUUAGACAACCAUUUUAGUA